AAAAGCCAAACCCAAAUAAACAAUUUCACGUUCAAAAAUAAGCCUAAAAAACCACAACCUGCGACUCAGAAGAUUUAUAAACGACUUUAGAGAAAAACAAGUCCAAAGUGGCUGAUAAUAAGCGGACCUGGCAACACAGAUUAGACUUCAUGAGUUCAGCUUCAUUUCUGUACAAGUCACGUGAUUUCCAUGAAGAGCAGACUGACACAUGCGCAGUGUCGUCUGCAGAUAUUUGGGCGUUGGCCGUCUUCAAGUUCUUAUUGAAGGCCUUUAAAGGAGUUAGAUGUUGGACCCGGUACCAGUUUGUUGGUUGGUUCCGAUGUUGGUCACCGUGUUGAGUUAGAAACUGAUGGUAGAUUAGUUUUUAACGGCCGUAGGUCCAUGUUGUCUCUCAGCUCCUCCUUCUUCCGGGACGCAGCGAGUCCUCGAUUCAACCCUGAGUUUCUCUCGACUAGAAAUAUUUAUUCAGCCUAAACUAGAGUCCGAGUUUCCAUCUAACCUCACGGAGAUCUAACAGAGUUUCUUACUAAAGUUAAACUGUUUUUCGGAGGAUUAAAACUUUCUGAGGAGUUCAAUGAGGAAAUGGCUCCUUUUCUAACUGCGUCCUCUACAUGGACUCUGCUGGUUUUCUGCUCCUUCAUGGCUGUUUCUGCUGAUCAGAGAAUCAUCACAGUUAAACCUGGAGAAGAAGUCAUUCUGCCUUGUAGACCAGCUGAGAACAAAGAUGUUGUAGUUGUAGAGUGGACCAGAACUGAUCUGAAGUCAGAUCAGUUUGUUCUUUUAUACAGAGGGAAUAGGUUUGUUAAAGCAGCUCAGUGUCCAUCUUUUAAGAACCGGGUGGAUCUGAAGGACGUGAAGAAUGGAGACGUGUCUUUGGUUCUGAAGAAAGUGACGACUGAUGAUACAGGAAGAUAUGAGUGUCGAGUUGAUCAGGGAGGACAUGAUUGCAGUAAGAGAUCCAAUCAGGACACUGACCUCAUCAGCAUCAUUGAUCUGAUGGUUCAACCAAAACCGUUUCCAUCCUGGGCCAUAGCUCUCCUGGUUCUCCUGGUUCUAAUUGUUGCUGCUGGUCUUUUAUAUCAUUUUCGGCACUAUUUCAUGUCAGUCCAACAGGUGGAGGUGGAUUCAGGGGUGGAGUCGGUCCUGCUGCCCUGCAGAACCAUAGUUUGCCUGCCUGGAGAUGCUACAGUGGAGUGGAAGGACAGUAGAAACAGGAAGGUCCAUGUGUAUAAGAACGGUUCUGAUCAUUCUGAAGAACAGCACCAGUUCUACAGAACCAGAACCAAGAUGAAUAAAUACCUGCUGGUAACUAAAGACCUCAGUCUGACUCUGAAACAUCCCACAGAUAAAGACAGUAACAUCUACACCUGCAUCAUCUUCAGCAGGGAGGGAAACAUCCUGAUGAAGAAACAAGUUCAUCUCCAGGUCAAAGUCCAACAGGUGGAGGUGGAUUCAGGGGUGGAGUCGGUCCUGCUGCUCUGCAGAACCACAGUUCACCUGCCUGAAGAUGCUACAGUGGAGUGGAGGACCAAAGUAGACAGGAAGGUCCAUGUGUAUAAGAACGGUUCUGAUCAGCCUGAAGAACAGAACCAGUUCUACAGAACCAGAACCAAGAUGAAUGAAGACCUGCUGAGAACUAAAGACCUCAGUCUGACUCUGAAACAUCCCACAGAUGAAGACAGUGGCAUCUACACCUGCAUCGUCUCCAGCAGGAAGGGAAACAUCCUGAUGAAGAAUAGAGUUCAUCUCCAGGUCAAAGUCCAACAGGUGAAGGUGGAUUCAGGGGUGGAGUCGGUCCUGCUGCCCUGCAGAACCACAGUUCGCCUGCCUGAAGAUGCUACAGUGGAGUGGAGGACCAAAGGAGACAGGAAGGUCCAUGUGUAUAAGAACGGUUCUGAUCAUCCUAAAGAACAGAACCAGUUCUACAGAACCAGAACCAAGAUGAAUGAAGACCUGCUGGUAACUAAAGACCUCAGUCUGACUCUGAAACAUCCCACAGAUAAAGACAGUGACAUCUACACCUGCAUCGUCUUCAGCAGGGAGGGAAACAUCCUGAUGAAGAAACAAGUUGAUCUCCAGGUCAAAGUCCAACAGGUGAAGGUGGAUUCAGGGGUGGAGUCGGUCCUGCUGCCCUGCAGAACCACAGUUCACCUGCCUGAAGAUGCUACAGUGGAGUGGAAGGACAGAUACAACAGGAAGGUCCAUGUGUAUAAGAACGGUUCUGAUAAUUCUGAACAACAGAACCAGUUCUACAGAACCAGAUUCAAGAUGAAUGAAGACCUGCUGGUAACUAAAGACCUCAGUCUGACUCUGAAACAUCCCACAGAUAAAGACAGUGGCAUCUACACCUGCAUCGUCUCCAGCAGGGAGGGAAACAAUCUGAUGAAGAAUAGAGUUCAUCUCCAGGUCAAAGUCCAACAGGUGAAGGUGGAUUCAGGGGUGGAGUCGGUCCUGCUGCCCUGCAGAACCACAGUUCACCUGCCUGAAGAUGCUACAGUGGAGUGGAGGACCAAAGGAGACAGGAAGGUCCAUGUGUAUGAGAACGGUUCUGAUCAGCCUAAAGAACAGGACCAGCUCUACAGAACCAGAACCAAGAUGAAUGAAGACCUGCUGAGAACUGGAGAGCUCAGUCUGACUCUGAAACAUCCCACAGAUGAAGACCGUAACAUCUACACCUGCAUCGUCUCCAGCAGUGAGGGAAACAUCCUGAUGAAGAAUAAAGUUCAUCUCCAGGUCAAAGUCUGUCAGGUGAAGGUGGAGGAGGGGGCGGAGUCUGUCCUGCUGCCGUUCAGAACAACACCUGAUCUGCCAGAAGAUGCUAACGUGGUGUGGGACAGUAAAGACAGAGAGGUCCAUUUGUAUAAGAACGGUUCUGAUCAGCUUGACGAACAGGACCAGUUCUACAAAAACAGAACCAAGAUGAAUGAAGAACUGCUGAAAACUGGAGACCUCAGUCUGGUUCUGAGACGUCCCACAGAUGGAGACAGUGGAGAGUACACAUGUGUAGUCUACUGCGAGAACAUCUGGAGACAGAAAACAGUUCAUCUCAAAGUCAAAGCACCAACAGUUCCGGUCCAGAACCAACCAAAGGACAUCAGGACCAGAACCAGCUCCACUGAUCCGACUCCUCUGAUGGCUGAACAUCAAGUCUGAUCAGUUUGUUGAUCCAUCUUUGAUUACUGAUCCAAUCUGACUUUGGAUCAGAGAGAAGAUCUCAGUGAAGGUUCUGAUGGAUCAUCAGAGGAACCUUGAUCCAGUCUGCAGACCUUGAUCAGUAUUGAUUAUAGAGAACUUGAAGCCUUUUCAGGUAGAAGAAUCGGACUCAACCUGGGUGUGAAUAAGUCAGGUGGAUGUUUCCAGUUAAAGAUCAGAACCACUUUAGGUUCUAUGAGGUCCAAUCCAGCAGUUGUUCUCAAGCUGAAGGUAUGAAGGUAACUGGAUCAUUUCUGCUGCCUGUGUCUGAGCUGGAGAACCAUUUUAUGAGGACUGGUUCUGGUUUUAAAUGGAGAGAAACGGUGGGAUUUAUUAAUGCUGCAGUCAGAACAGCAACAGAUUUAACAUUUGAGCCCAAUCGGACCCAGAAAUCUGACCCAGCACCAGCCAGAACCUCCUGAGGAACAACCUCUCCAUCAUUAUUUUCUCAUCAACUCAAAUCCAGACGAGGAAAAAUAUGAAAACUGUUUACUUCAAGUUAAUAAUUUGGAUGUUUUGACCAAAGAAAAGCUGUAAAUAUUUUGUUCCUUUAGGGUUUACUUCAGGUCCAGUUUGACUGAUCCUCCAGAACCAUGUUAGAACUUGUUCUCCUCAGUGUGACGAUGCAGCAGAGAGAGAUGGUUCCAGUCCUGAUCAACAGCAGCUCACAUGUUAAAUAUUAGUUCUUCUAUCCAGGCAGCCAUUAGUCCAGGUUUUAAACUGCUAGCAGCUUUUUCUACAUCUGUUACCUGAUCAACUCAUUUUAUCAAGUUCUGAUCAACGCUUCUGGUUCUGUAUUUCUAUGUCCUGUCAAUGUUCUGAUCCAUAUUUGAUCUUCUACGGACCUCUGUUACUGUGUGAGAAGCAGUUUGUAUCUCCAGGAUUUCUGUGGAGUCAACCUGGAUGUUUCAGUGUUUUUCUAAGUUCUUCUUCACUCUGCUGCUCUUCCUCCUCUCUUCUAUAUAUCCAGUCAUUAUAAAGUUGUCACAUGUAUCUACUGCACUGAGAUGUUUGCUGUGUAUGAAACGGGACCUUCUCUCCAGGAGGUCUGCUGCUCUUCAUCAGGAGCAGCAGGCUGAACGGAGAGGAGGUCUCCUGCAACCAAAGCUUCAUUAAAUCUUCAUCAUGGA
Messenger RNA from Girardinichthys multiradiatus, 4322 nucleotides. RefSeq names its product immunoglobulin superfamily member 10-like. The record is from RefSeq and is a predicted model, not a curated record. The transcript has 11 exons. The coding region runs from base 583 to 3153 and encodes 856 amino acids. Gene Ontology annotation, cellular component: external side of plasma membrane. Lineage: Eukaryota; Metazoa; Chordata; Actinopteri; Cyprinodontiformes; Goodeidae. Gene Ontology annotation, biological process: immune response; positive regulation of T cell proliferation; cell surface receptor signaling pathway.